Molecule: messenger RNA, 23137 nt
Organism: Anarrhichthys ocellatus (wolf-eel)
Lineage: Eukaryota; Metazoa; Chordata; Actinopteri; Perciformes; Anarhichadidae
Product: protein phosphatase 1 regulatory subunit 29-like
Exons: 8
Coding region: 1031-3910 (959 amino acids)
Cellular component (GO): plasma membrane
Molecular function (GO): protein binding
Source: RefSeq, a predicted model, not a curated record
UUGUGUCACUCAUCUGAAAUCGGGAGCGGCUGUUGCCCCGAUUCAACAUCACCCCUCUGUCGGACUGAGCCACCUCCUCUCUCUCAUCUCUCUCUCCCUCUCUCUCUCUUUCUCUCGCUCUCUCUCUCUCUCUGCUGGAACGCACGGACCUCCGCCGCUGUCCAGGGAUAAUACUCUCGCUUUCCCCGCUGCGGAACGGACCGUACAGCUGCAUGCUGCCUCUUCCCUCCCUGCCAGACCGAGACCCCGAUCGAGUUCUACAUCUGAGAUUUCUUGCUUUGGCCUGUGGGGAAAGAACCACUUGCUGCUCUGUUUGCCUGCUCGAGUGGACAAAAGAAACCAGAUCCAAUUGGACCGCAAGACGCACCGUGUACACCACCAACAAGAUAGCAGAAGACUCAAUAUUUAAAAAGAGACAUUGUUGAUUCAUCUGAAGAACUAUUCUUACUUGAAUUGAGGAGCAUCCAGAAGCUGGAGGCUCAGCUGACGCUCCAUCCAGCCUGUCCUCCAACGGGCAGGACGCCCCUCCCUUCCUCUCUCUGGAGUUCAGUUCACUCAUUAAAGUAGAGGGGCUCAUUACUUGCUUUGCUGCCGGUGUUUCCAAAUGCUGUUGUAGCCAGGUGCAUGUGUGCACACAGGCUUUCAUCGCUGACGACUGGCAGACGAUCUGAGGAGGAACAAACUCAAGGACUGCCUUUCACUGACAGGGACUAUUUCCUCAUCUGUGUUGUCGAGGCGUGCGGUUGUCGGAGGCCAUGAGUAGCUGCUGGGGUGACAGUCUACAAAAUCCUUUGACGUGGAACACCUAAAAUGGGGACAGGACUUGCCUCCAUGCAGCAGGCUCAGCUGUAAUCUCCGUGAAGACGCCCUUUCCGUUCACCUCGCUCUCCACUUAGACGUGGCCCACUCGCCCCUGACCUGCAGCGCUUCCUGAUUUGAAAACUGCUGCUCGCUCGCUGCCUCCCUCCCUUCAACUCCUUUCUUUUCCUCCUCUCUACCGAGGCCAUCUCAAACACUCUUUAUCCGAACCAUGGCCAGCAGACUCCGCGUGUCCGCCCUGUUCCUCCCCCUCCUGCUCCCUGCACUGUUGCUCCUCCACCUGCCCGGCAUGGUGAAGGGGGACUGCUGGCUGAUAGAAGGGGAUAAAGGCUACGUUUGGCUGGCUAUCUGCAGUCAGAACCAGCCUCCAUACGAGACCAUCCCCCAGCACAUCAACAGCACGGUUCAUGAUCUGAGGCUGAAUGAGAACAAACUGAAGGCCGUGCUCUUUACCUCCAUGUACCGCUUCACAAACCUUACCGACCUCAAUCUUACCAAGAACGAGAUCAGCUACAUCGAGGACGGGGCCUUUGCUGGACAGGCCAACCUCCAGGUUCUCCAGCUGGGCUACAACAAGAUGACCAACCUGACUGAGGGCAUGUUGAGAGGUCUGGGUCGAAUACAGUGCCUCUUUUUGCAACACAACCUUAUUGAGGUCAUUGCCAUCAAUGCCUUUUGGGAGUGCCCGAGCCUCAGCAGCCUGGACCUAUCUUCCAAUAAGUUGGCCCGUCUGGACCCCUCUACCUUCACUGUCCUCAACAGGCUGCUGGUGUGUGAACUAGCAGGAAACCCGUUCCACUGUGGCUGUGACCUCUUCAGCUUCCUCACCUGGCUGGAGGCGUUUAACAACGUCACACACACCUACGACCGCCUCCAGUGCGAAACCCCUCUGGAAAUGACUGGUUAUCCACUUCUGAGCCCGGUGCCCGGACACGGAAGAAAUGCCCGUUACACUCUUUUAUCCAUGUGUCGGGAUGGUGUGAUAAUUCCAGGGAUGACUUCUCAGACACCAGAUCAAGAUGGCUCAGGCAUGGGCUUUGACAACCCAGACCAGGGUCUGUACCACCAACCAACCACAUCGUCCACUGCUGACCCAACCUACAACCAUCAGAUUUCCAUGAAGCUUCAAACUGUUUCCCUCUACACCGCUUCUCUAAUGGUGCAGAUCCCGCGACCAUACAGUAAGAUGUACAUCCUCUCCCAGUACAACCACAGUUUUGGUGAAGACAUCAAGCCCCUUAAAAAAAAGAAGGAGGUACUAAUUUUGGACAAACUGAAACCGCACACAAACUACACGUAUUGUGUGGCUUCUGUAAGCAAAUCUCAGCACUACAACCACACCUGCCUGUCCUUUACCACACGAGCUAUGGGACCAGAGGACCCAGAAGCCAAUCAAUCCACAACUACCCACUACAUCAUGACCAUCUUGGGAUGUCUGUUUGGCAUGGUCAUUGUGCUUGGAGUGGUCUAUUACUGUCUCAGACGGAGACGCAUCCAGGAAGAGAAGCAGAAGGCUAUAAGUGUGAAGAAAACUAUUUUGGAGAUGAGGUACGGCCCUGAGGCUGCUGCUGCUGUGGCUAAUGAUCCAGGCGCCAUGCAGCGUCUCCAGGAGCAAGCUCACCACCAGCACCACCAUUCAGGGGGAGCAGGAGGCAAGCUGCCCCCGUCUGCCGCUUCUAGCACAGGCAUGCUCCACGGCUCUGCCAACACCAGUUCUUCCCGCCUCUCCACCUUGCCCCAGGUGGAAAAAAUGGCCAGUGCCUUCUCUGAGGCAAUGGGAGGCAAGGGCAACUACAUGGAUGUGAGGACGGCGGGAGUGGCAGGGGAAGGAAGGGAGGGUGGGGUGGGAGCUGUAGGAGCAGUGAUAGGAGGGGAAGUAGUUGUGGAUAGGCGAGGUGGUGCUGAGAAUGGGACAGAGGCUAGGGAGGAUUCGGAUGACGAUGGUCGUGGCUCAGCAUCAGAGAUUUCCACUAUUGCCAAGGAGGUGGACAAGGUGAACCAGAUCAUCAACAACUGCAUUGAUGCCCUCAAGCUGGACGCCUCUGCUAAUGUUGUAACCACGGCUGACAAUGGCAACCCUGUGUCCUCCUCCCAGCCACAAACUUGCAUCGCCUCCCUCCCUCGUAACCUCCUGCCCCUCUCUCCAGGCCACCCUGGAGAUCAGAUCAUGGCCUCCUCUCCAAAGGUGCAUCCAAAGUCUCACUCCCAGCCUCAUCCUCAGCCACAUCCUCAUCCUCAGCUACAUCAGCCACCUCACCCGCAUUCAAUGGCCCCAGUGCCCCUUGUCAUGCCCCUCUCUGAGCGGCCGGGCAUCAGCGGUGGGGGGUUCCUCUCCCCUCCUUACCGUGACCCACCCCCAGCCAAUGCAGUGCGGCCUAUUCAGAGGCAGUUGAGCACGGACACUGCUGUGGUGAAGAACCGUUGUGGUGCCCCGGCUGCGGGUUCUGUCAAGAGCAACAGGGUGUUCAGUGUAGAUAUCCCUGAGCAGCGCAGUGAUCCUCCCAAGUACCCAAACGACAAAGGCAGCCCUGUGGGUUGUGGCGGAGGGGGUGGAAGUGGAGGAGGUGGGGGGUGCAAUGGGAAUGGGAUGGGAAACAUAAAUGGCGGUGGAGUGAGUUUGAAUGGGGGCGGGAUGGGGUGUAAUAAUGGGAGUGGAGGUGCAGGUGUCGGCCCUGGACAGCAGCAGCACCACUUGGAGGUUCAGCCAGACUACCACAGCUCCGAGCACCGGCACUCCUUUCCUGCACUCUACUAUGAGGGCGGCAGCGACUCACCCUCACCGGCCCAAAAGGCCUCCUUCCUCAAGCCACUGGGCCGCACCAAGAGGGACGCCACAGCCACCUACUCCCAGCUCUCACCUUCUCGCCACCACAAUUACAACUCUGGCUACUCCUCCAGUCCUGAGUAUUCGUCUGAGAGCACACUGCGGAUCUGGGAGCGAUUCCGGCCUUACAAGAAGAGCCCCAGAGAGGAAGCAUCGUAUAUAGCGGCAGGCCACGCCCUGCGUAAGAAGGUGCAGUUUGCCAAGGACGAGGACCUUCACGAUAUUUUGGACUACUGGAAGGGAGUUUCUGCCCAGCAGAAGCUGUGAGCAGAGGAAGCUAAGUCGAAUGCUGUAAGGGAGAUUGUGAGGUUGGACUCCAACAGCAGACUAAUAAAGAAUACUAGAUGUUAAUGUAGCAAGACGGACGAUGAUUUGCUCUGAGGUGUCCAGUGACACGGUUCAUUCCCCCGGGUGGAUCCAGAGUUGAAGAGGUAUUCUCUGGGUGAUUUAAAAAAUGAAAAAGAUUCUAUGAUAAUACAUUGAUAUUUUAAAAGGUUGUUUCUGAUGGUGGCUGUGUUCACCACAAUACUGAGUGAUUGAAUCACGCUGUUCACCAGACUAGCUGUUACUGGGCACUUUGGUCCUCGCAGGCUACCGUAGGCCCACUGAAUCCCGAGCACAGAAAAAGUGGUAACAGGCAAUGUCUUCUACCUCAUUACUGGUACACUGUAGCACUGCUAUCUCACCAGAGGCAGCCCCAUUGGCUUAACCCCCCCCCCCCCCCCCACCCCGUUUCUAAUCCCAUCAAACCUCCUUUCACAAAACAAUCAUUCCACUGCACCGCCAACACCUGCUCUCCUAUAGAAGCAUCAUUUAGGGAGAUAAUGAGGGAGGGAGCAGGAUGAGGAAUUAGGUGCGUUUGUUUUAAAGUAGCCUGAAUCUCCCUCUUUGGGGGAGGACAUUAAGUGAUACUUAUCGGGCUAAUUGUUCUUCCUGGCAAUUAGCCAGUGUACGAGUCGGUCGGGGAGGAUGUGUGUCAAGCAUGCUUAUCGAUUUGAAACACCUAACUACAUAUGUUCACCGGUGUGUGGGCAUAUAGUUUGUGCAUGCUGGUGUGAGUGAUUGUGUGUGGGUGGGAGAAUGGGGUUGAGGUUGGGGCUGAGUCGCCCAUUAUUCUCAGUCUCCUCUAUGGUUGUAAAGUGGAUAGCUUAGUGGAGAUGCUUUGCAUAUAGAUAACAGUCAGGUUGGGGAGUUGUGUGUAUGUGUGUAUAUGAAUGUUUGGCCCAACCUGCCUGUCUAUCCAGAUAGCGUGAAGUAAACCCCUUCAAGACCUGCAGGCAUUUUGCUCUCCUAGCCCAUUUCUUAUUUACAGGUGUAGCAAAUUUCUUUUGAUAAGGGAAGCUAUGAGGUAGGAAAUUUACAUUUCAACAGUGCGAGUCAUGCUGGAUGGGUUUUGCAGGUUGGCAAGACAGGUGUUAGCUCCUAUAUUAAAGAACCCGGUAAUCACAUUUUGGAGUAGCGGCAGAUUGAGAGUGGGUUAGAGAUUUGCUGCAUCUCAUUUUGAGCAUGCAAGUAGUCAGGAGACAAUAUACGGUCCUCGUGUCCGCUCAAGGCAAGGUUGCAACAAACUCGAAAUAUGUCAAAUGCUGUCUGCACUACACAGUGAGAUACAAUUGAUGGUAAGCAGGGUGAAGGCCCAAGGGAUAUACUCUGCCUCCGACUGCAUGGCUCUCCACUCAGUAUGACCCUUCUUUGCUCUGGGCGGGAGUUUGCUCUGGACCAAAGUGCCCUUCAGAGGUAUGAUUUCACAAAUUUCUAUUAUAUUGGCUUUUCCUUUCCAAAAUGGUUAAUAUAGACUAGUGUAGCCCUAAUGAGCAAGAACAUAAUUGCUUUGGCAUUAUUUUGGUUUAUUGUGUGACUUUUGGGUUUGACUUCAUGGUUGUAUUAAUGAAAUCUGUGAAAAGAAAUAGGAGCAAGGCUUGGUACUAUUACAAACCAAACAAGAGCUUUGAUAUGGGGAGUUUUCUUUUCUCACUUGCAUUUAUGCACAGAGUGUUCUCGUACACAAGAGGAACACAUGCUUUAGAUUGUCAAAAAACACAAGUACUUCUCAUUUAUGUAAAUUAUCUUCAUGCACUCACUUUGCACCAACAUCCAUGCUGUCAAAAUAUAAAUGUCAGCUGGCCGUCUUUGUUUCUUUUUCUGCCCACGACUCCUAUCCUCGCCCCUGCCAUCCUGACCUCUCUUUCUGUAAUGUGAUACAUCUCAAUUGAAAUAAGGUAUGAAUUCAGUUUUAAAAUGUCUAAUUAAUUCAUUCCCCUCCGUGUUUUUUCCCCUGCCUGCCACCUCUGUCUAACUUAAUGGGGUAAAUUAAUGAGUAAUUUGCGGAGGUUGAUGCCAUAGCAUCGUCUGAGGUCAGAAAAGCGUGCUGAUGUUAUUAACUCUGCCAGACUGGAAGCCUGAUUGAAAUUAAUGACGGCUGCUUUUUCUUUCUCUUUGUCCGUGCCUCGCUCAUUUCAUUCUUAACCAGGUUCCACCUCCUUCUGUUGCCUCUAUCUCUUGUAGACUGUAGUGAUCCUCAGUAAAACAGACAGAGAAACUAAUGCAUCACCAUGAGUGUGCAGGUCAUGAGUAGGCGAAGGUGAGCUAGUCUGGGAUCUAACCUUCCGGGCAUUAUUUUUUCUCUUUGGAGUCAGAUCGCUCAUGAAGUACCAGUCUGCCAGGCCUUGAAGUCAUGUAUUUCUAUUUGAUUUUCCGCGGGCAGAACUCUGAUAUUAUCGUUGUGACAGAGCAUGGAUUCACCUGCUGUUUGAGGUGCGAGUUUGAUGCGGACAGCGUGAGGUGGCAUUUACUCUUUGACCUCUAAAGAUCUCAGUCUACAAAACGGGACUCUAUUCAGCAGGUCAGUAGAUCUUUCUUUUGUGAAGUAAAAUAAGACAAUAAUGUUCAUGUGUAUAAAGAGCAUGCUUAUUGAAAUUUUGACCUAAACUGUAUAUUAUAUUUUUGGAGUAGAACGUAUUUCCACCAAAAGCUGAUCACAGCAAGGUCUGUUACCCCUGCUAACCAGGAUAUCAUUCUUUAAUAAUAAAGUUUCAUUGCUGUGAGAACACAAUACCUUCACCUCCGCUGUAUUAGCGUAGUGGUAGAAAUCUCAGAACCUGGCCGUAUAAAAUGGAAACUAUCUGAACGGCUAGAUACCUCAAGGGGUAAAAGAGAAAAUAUGUUUGUAAUUUGCACCAACCAACCAUUUCAUUAUGCAGUAGUGAUCUAGUCACUCUUUUUGCUUCUGCUUUUUGUUAUUCCAUAUUUUGUUAUUCCAUAUUCCAAUAAUGACUCCCCUCUGACCUCUCUAUGUCAUCUGUGGCAGCCUAUCCAAUAGACCCAUCAGCGUUCACAAUGGGAUGUCGAAAGUGCAUCAUUACUCUGCUAUCGGAUCGAUAGAACUUAAUUUGGGCAGGUAGGACCAAAUACAAAAACAGAGCAAUCUCCCUUGGGCGCUCAGUUGGACAGCUUUCACUUUUUUAUAAAGAGCCCGGUUUUCUAUUUUGGCCUAUUGUUCAAAUUCCACUGGCAGCUCUCCUACGUGUUAGGUCCAAGGAAUCUCCAAUCAAUUAGUUUUAGAUUAGUACCACGGGCUAUAAGAGGUGAAAGCUUUUUUAAAAUAAUGGCUUCAUUUGGAAGAAUGGGGGAAAUAGAGCCGAGGUUACCUAUGUAUGCCCCAAAGGGUUUUCCCUAGAUGUAGGAAAUACCAUUAGCUCAGUUAUUCAUAAACAGUGUGUCCAAUUGUCAUAGAUUUGCUAGAGAGCCUUACUCAUUUCUAUCCAAUGGUCCAGUGUUCGUAUUUGAACCCUAACACUUUUAUUUCAAUCUAUACACUCAAAAACAGAUUUUACUCUGCUGUCCACAUGAUUGAUUUUCUAAAGGAAUAUGUCACUUCUAUAGUACAACACAGCCAAGCCUUGCUCCUCUUCCUCAGUUCAUAUAUAUCCUUUCCUUAGUAUGUAUUCAUCCAGAGAAUAUAUUGUUCUCACUUGACAGCCAAUGAGAGGAGUCUGACUCCAGUCCACAGGGGCCAGAAUCCACAAAUUGAGACUGACGGAUGUACAGUUACUGUACCGUAGGGAUUGCCUGUGUGUCUUCCCUCCAGUCUGGCCAAUUAACAACAAUGAUGAAUCAAUAUGAAGCAAUCUCUGGCAGCCCCAGGCUUCCAGAGGAAAACAUAACCGGGAACAAUUGAGACGCUACGACUUGUGGCAGUCUCUGAGGAGUGGAGUCAAUCCCUCUCUGUCCAGAGCUGUGAAUCCCAGAGGUCCAUUGGAACUGGUAAUCAGGCAUGGUGUCUGCUUUGAACAAAAUAAUAAAACCAUUCAAGGAGUCUCUUGUUUUCCCAACUCGUGGGUCACAGAGAGUCUGCAGAGAAAUUUAAGUUAACGUCAAGAUAGCGGUCUUUGUGAUUAACGGGUACUUUGGGUGGAACAGCUCUGGCGAGUAGGCAACAAGCUUUUUAUUAAUCGAAGAACUAGUGUAGAUAAUUUAUAUUCGCCCCAAGCUAUUUCAUGUGGGUUUUACACUCUUCUAGACAAUAUUGCUGGCUGCCUCGGGGGACUCAUUGCUACAAGUUUGGUUUCUAAUUUCAGUUUGGGCUUAUUGAGAAACAGAAAUUAAUAGUCAUGGAAAAUCACACAACCCUCUCGAUUGCCUGCUUUUGGAGUUGCGCUCAGCGCAAACCUUUGGCAGAGAAACUGUAUACAACGCAAUGGUUCCCUGGGAAUGGCAGUGAGUUCUCUUUGCCCCUGUUUAAUUAAACUUGUGAAUCCAUACGAUAAGGUCUUCAGUGGAAACAUGGACUUUGGUUUAAUGCUGUAAGCAUGAAAACACUGUCCAAAUAGAGGCUGGCUCCACACUUGCAGGAGCAAACCCAGAAGCAUUCCUCUUCCUGUCCCCAAAUGCCCCUUGCUCCCUCACCAUUAACACGUUAACGGUGCAUUGAACCUGCUCUGCUGUUAACAUAUCUUUGUGUCACAUCUCUUGGAGUUCAAUAUUGGUACAGAAAAUGGGAGUCUUGGGACAGAAGUUAUGCGAUAAAGGGAAUCCAACAGAAUGUCCCUAGAAUUUUGAUCUCCAACUUUACCCCGGUACAUUUAUCUCCCCUUGUUCUGCAAAACAGAAUGAUAUAUUUAUGUUGUAAACCUGUAAAAUAUACUACCUUUUUACAUCAGAUACAUUUCAGAAGCUGCAGUUUGGUGCAAUUCGAAGAUACAUAUUUUCGUGUGACAGUCCUUUUUUCCACUAUCGGGGUCAACAGGGCUAGCCAGGGCUAAAUUCACAUUACAGCUAUUGCAUUGAAAAUGUUCUCUAGCAUCCUGCUGCUCUUGGAGAAUAGUUAUCAGCAGUUCAUUUUACAUAAUGCAUUUUCCAAUGCCUUACAAAGACAAUAAUAAGGCAAUUAUUGAACAUGCUAACCCAGUUAUGGUACAGGACUCGUUGUGGAAAAACGGUAUCUUCAGUUUUUAGCCAGUAAGUAAGAGUCAAACAAACAUGAAAGGACAGCUGCUUUAUUUUUGGAGGACUUGGGCUGUCAUGAAUUUCGAUAGGCAGAGCCAAAGGUCUAAGAGGCGUCAAAGUCAGGCACAGAGAAUUCACAUUAUGAACUGAAAAACACAAACUGGCUGGAGUUAAUGUAACUGACCUUCUCAGUUAAGUUUAGCUGCAACUAAACUAAAUCUGUAAACAGAUUCUAAAUGCACAUGCAGAACAACAUUUUGGUAUUGGAAGUGCUCUGCUUUCCGUUUGUGUUCUGAGUUGUACUGAUCAAUCACGUCUGAGCAGACUUUGGUUGCAUGUGGGUAAACGGUCCAUGUGGAGAGCGAAAGAGGUGGAAUGUAUCGGCCGAAAUGCACAGUCGGAACCCACCGAAGAUUUAGCUUUUCAUUGGUUUAAACUUAGCUUAUAAACUGGCUACUCCAGUUGUCUCUCAACUCAAACUCCUGUCUUACAUCUCAAGUUACUAAUUAGACAUUAAACAAAGAGCCGCAAACAGAAAUAGAAGCAUUGGCCUGGAUAUCCGCUUGCUACACUGGAACCCCAGAAAUAUAGCUCCUCACAACUACUUAAGCCAGUUUAAGUUUAAAUUCAAGUGACCUGGCCUGCCAUUUGGUAGCAGUAAUGGUACGGCCAUGAAUGCAUAAAUAGUCAUUGCCUACCUCUGCCACAGAGUAUACGUUUUCAGUUCGGUUUUCUUUUUGUCACAAACUUUUUAAAGCAUUUUUUGCCGGAAUACACUACUCAGUAUUCCAGAUUUACCUUAUGGACAUAACAGAUACCUUGGCAGAGGUAUGCACGCGUCGGCUGUUUUCUACACUUGAACAUAGUCACCGGAUGGUCACACAUUGUUACUCUUUGGCUCUGCCUAAAAGAAAGGACCUUUUUUCCCUUCCGAGAUGCUCUGCCCCUGAGUGACGUGUUUGUAUCUAACUCAAAAGCUACAGAGGGAAUUCAACCGCUAACCCCUACAGUAUGAGACCAGCUGAGCUGACCUUGGCCCUGGCUAGUUUCACUGGCUCUGAAGAGGAAGCAGGACUUUGAUUUAACUGCGAACAUUGCCGUCUCUCUGCUGGUGAGGUUGAGUCGUUUAUUUGUCCGUUCAUUUCCGGGUUGACCUGAUCCUUUGAUCCUUUGACUCACAGUCAACCGAAUGGCAAAGACUGACGACGGAGGGAGUUCCCUCAUGGAUCCAACACACAACAAAAGUGAAGGAGUUUCUACCGGAGGCCAACUGUGACAAACGCACACUAAUGUAGAGAAUCAAUGAAUAUACUGUACGUGUUUGAAUAGAUUAGAGUUACACUAUAUGGACAUGAAAUGUGAGAACACAUACACCAUAUACCCUCCCAUGCAUAACUAAGUAUACAUAACAGACACACACACAUAUACACACAUUAAACAAACCACAAUGACACCUGCCCACACACAAUAUGGACUGAAUAUUUCUAUCCACGUUUACAGACACAAAUGGUCUUAAAAAGUGCCAAAAAGGCAAGUUUCAUGUGCAGGCGGAGUGGAACCAAACAUCUGUAGAAAUGAACUAAGUGUCUUUACGGGACUAAAAGCCUAAGUGUAUUUCUUUUUUGUUAUGUAUUUAUUUCUCUGUAUAAUCAAUACAUUCUUCUGCUCAACUGUUUUCAUUUUCAGCACUAUGGUUCCCAUGAUUUGUUCAAAACUGUUAUCGAUGUGUAUGUUAGAAUGAAAUUGCUCGUGGUGAAUGUCACAUUUGGAGUUCUCAUGGGUUCUUCUGAUCUGUCUGACUUCAGAAUUACAACUCGAGGGCAGUCACACAUGUUCAAUCACAUCUAACAACAACGGAAGAAGCUUUUGCUUCGGGGACAUCUCGUAUUUAGAUCAGCUGACAGCACAAUGUUUAUCCAACUAGUAGAACCGUAUUUAGAUGUGAAUAUUUAGGAUUAUAUCAAGUUUUUAGUCAACCAAAGUUUUGGAUUUAAAAAGAAAAGAAAAAAAAGUACGUUCCCAUACAAUGACACUACAUUUUUUCGGGGGGAUUACGUUUGCUUUUGACUUUUCAAAUGAGUCACUGGAGGUCCACAUAGAGGUCAGGGUGGAGGACGGGUAAAAAAAAUCACAGGGCUUUCGCCUGCGGGAAGCAAAUACUUUGAGUUUUUGUUUUCUAUCAAUUUCGUAAUCACUCAGGUUAGUUAGUUUUUUUUACCAAAUCUAACAAAGUAGUUUUGUAGUGUGCUUUGAUUCAAUGAACAUCAACCGCAUGUGUGUAUGUGUGAUUGAGGGAGUUUGUUUUGACUGUCGGUUCGGUCGCGGGAGUGACGGCUGGGUAGUGGGGAUCUGAAGCAAUUUCAAUUAAUCUGCCUUUCAGUCUGCAGGGCUCUCCAAUAAGGCCAAGCUCAUUCACUUGCUCGCUGUCACUCUGACACACACACACACACACACACACACGCUCUCUCUCUUGCUCUGUGACACAUGGAUUGUAAUUGCAUGCUGCCCAUUUCAUACACACAGUUCACUGGCACAUACACACUGAACGCAAACAAUCAGAACAAAUACACAAUUUCAUGUCUCACACAAGCACUGGUUGUAAUUACACACUAUCACGCGUACACACACACACACACACACACACUGUUCUCUAACACAGGAAUAUUGUUUCAUACAUAAUUUCAUCCCUAUUCAAUGCAUGCACCCUCCUCCUGGCUGAGUGAAUUAUUCCCUUUCUGUAAUGCUUUUACUCCUGCCCCUCCAUGCCUGAUUAACAUUAGUGCAGCAGGUUAACUUGCACUCUGACAACAAGCGCGGUGUGCUGGUUGCCCCAACACCUGCCCUGCAGCGUGGGGGGGGCCUGAGUCAAAAUAAUUGUCUGACAGGGACUCCCAUAACAGCUGGGUUCAGUGAGUUGAGGGAAAAGAAAGGCAAAUGGGAGAGAAAGAGAGACUGAAGAAGAUGAACAGGAAUGAAAAAGAAAAGAAAGUGACAAACAGAUCAAAACUUUUGAUGAAGAAGGGUUGAAUGCUCCAUAGGUCAUCUUAAUCUCCCACUGUUAAACGAGACAAAUCAUCAUCCACCUUUUUAAGUCCAAACUUGUAUUUUGGGUUUAUACGAGAACAUGUUUGCAUGCUUUAAUGUUAAAAAAAACAAAAAACUAAAUAUUUUUCUGGCUCUGUUUUAGUGCCUGUCACUUUAAGACCCCCUCCCACAAAACCCAGUCUGCUCUGAUUGGCUAGCGAGAAAAAUACGGUGCACGUUAGCAAAAGUAGUUUUCAAACAACGUGUCCUUGUUGCUUGAGAUAUCUUAUGAAAAGUUGCAUUUUUUGCUCCUUUUCCGACAAAUGUCAAAGGAAAGAACUUAACUAAAUUUAGGCAACAAAAGGAUUUGGUUAGUUAUUGGAAAAGAUCGUGGUUUGGUUUCAAAUAAUUAUGGAAGUGGAUUUGCUCAAGUACAGAAGUUACAUGACAAAUAGAUGGGGGUUGACUGACUGGUUUGUCUUAUUUCACAGUUUUGGAGUUGGUAGUCAGUCCAGGUACCCAAACGUAUGUGCACAAGCACUGAAAAAGUGAAUUAUUCCACAACUUGUCCCCUUUAAAUCCCUUUGUGUGAACGACCUUGCGCGAGAGGCACAACUGUACACAGUAAGUACUGCAGUUUGACUGGCUGACUGGGAGUCAAACGUGUCCUUGAGCAAGGCACUGAAGCUGAAAGCAUGCACCGGGGUCAGACUGUAGCUGUAUCCCAGAUAUGAUUUCAAUAUCCAUAACGACAGACAUUUAAAAAUAAGACUAUUUUAAGUUUGAUUUUUGUCCGCAGUAGGCUACCCACCAAGAGACAAAAACCAACAAUGUGUUAGUCAGUGCAAUAUACGCUGCCGUUUAACAUUAGCUGUUGAGUUAAUUUAUUUCAGUGACGAUGUUUAGUUAGAUGUCUGUCCUGCUCAUAUAAACUCCUGAUUCCUGCCCCAGUGCAUCAUCUUUUUUCUCGGGUGUGGACUAAUGCCUUUUUGACAGCUGUUGAUUCUGAGUAAUACUGUCGACUCCAAACAGCUGGAAACGGUGUUUUACAAAAGGCACGAAAGUGUGUGUGCAUAUUUAUUUGAUGGGGUAUCAUUUGAGUGGGUGAAUCCCAAUGGGUGGCAUACCACGAUGUGGCCUCUAGUGUUUGAAUCACAAAGCUGCCUUUGUUUUAUUGUCCUGGUAAAAUAAUAGCGACAUGAAACGGGAACGUUUCCCAGACAAAUCCCUGUUAGCUAGCGGGGAACCCAAGUGCUGGAAACUUCAGAGGACGUCCCAAAAGUACAAAGAAAAAGGACAGCGUGAUCCAAUUGUCUGACAACAAUUGUCUGCUUUUGCUUGUUGCCCCGUGGGGGGGGGGGGGGGGGGAGAACACACGCUGCAAAAGGUAAUAAACAUCCAAAUAGUGAGAGUGGUAGCAGAUGUCUAUAGGGUCUAGAAAGCAUGUGAGAGUGCACGUGACUGUCCUGUUUGUGCAUGUGUGUUUCUCUGGGUUCGACUGUGCUGAUGUUCCUUGUCUAACUUCUUGUUACGUUGCUUGGAUGACAUUUUGUCUCCUCACUCUCUCUCCCUUGAAACAUUACUCGUCUUUUAUAUCAGUGAUUUACUUGUAUUCCACUGAAAUGAUGUUCUUGUGUUCAUCUGGUUCUCACAAAAUGUGAAGGUGGAAGCAGCAAUGAGGCUGAGAGGAGUGUCCGGUCAAAAAUCAGUAAUCUCUGUUUUCUUUGACGACUUUUCCCCCCAUAUGGUUGUUCAGGGUCUUCCCCAGGAAAUGUGUUGGCAGAGGGAGUCAGGGAAUGUACAGUGUGAUCGAUCUGACACGUCUUGACACCUGCAACGUGAAAUAUGUUGACAGAUCACAAACGUAGCUUCAACACCUCUGACACGAACCUGGUUGAAAGUCCUGUGUUUGUUUGACCCAACCGCCAUAAGAAGUCUUUUUCACCCUUUAAACUCCACCAUUAGCUCUGAGUGUUGCAUAUUCAUGUGGAGUCAUUUAAAAUGAGCGUCCACCGCUACAGAGGAUGAUAAUUGACUCUCCAUUGGUUUUGGCGGAACAGUCAAGGUUGCUAGGUAGCAGAUAAGAACAAAAGGCUGUCAUUAACUGCCUUCUGCCGUCAUCGUAUUGGGAAAAGUGCUGGAUGGAGGAUAUUGCUGCGGGACGGAGACACACAUCCAAAUAUACAUACAGGAUGUGUAUACGCACUCACACACACACACCUAAUAAGUUAAUGACCUUUCUACAACAGCAUCUAUCAAUUCGACAUCAGAGGAAGCAUCAGAGUGGAGAUGGAGUGAGAGGACGGCAACAGGGAGAGAUUGCACAGAAAGAUUUAAAAAUAAUGGAAAUCCAUUAUAAGAAAUAACUCAUUUUUAAUAAUAAUAAUUAAUGACUAUUAUUACAUGGGCCAUGCUAAGAGUUUCACAUGAGCCACAGUAAGGAUGUGUGAUUUUCUUCAGCCCGUCUGGCGUCAAACCUGUCUGGACAGCCAUGAAAAUGUCAGACUGGAACCUCAAAGAGGCAAACAUCAAAGGUCUCACACCCUGGGGGAACCUGUCUCAUUGAAAUGUGUCUCCGCGCAAUGAAAUGUGAGCAUCAUUACAUUUUACAGUCGGAAGGCUAAUUUCGGAUGAUUUUCUAGAAAAUGGCUGCCUCCGGCCAGUGAUGUCAUCCUCCAUCAGCUGCGGUCCGGAGACAUAAUCUGCAUGCUCCUCCUCCUCCGACUGAGCGUUUGGAUCGUUUGCUUUGAUAAGACGAGCGCUCUGUGUUCGUGUGCUGAGCUCACUUUCAUCAAACGCAGCACCGCUGCCGCCGCUUUUUGUUGGCUCUGAUUUAAAUAAUUACCUCACUAAACAAGCAACAGCGUACAUCUGUCUUCUCAUAAACCCAUACUAUGUGAAAGGCAGCCUGAUUAAAUGGGCAACUGUCUUUUCUUUUACAACCCUCCCAGGUAGGAACCUGCUCGAUUAAACACAAAGCAAUAUCUGGCUAUUAUCUUCUGCGUAACCCUCCUGAUUAACAGUGGAGCACUCUUCAGGCCUCACUUUACCCAGCUGGUCUUGUUGUCCUGACUCUACCCCCGUCUCACCAUGACUACUAAGACGCUCUCAAGUUGUUGAAGUGAAUCAUCGCUUAUUAAAGAUACAGUUGUCUAGCACAGCCCGGUGUCACUUUGUGGCUGGAUGAAAGCGCAAUAAAACCUUUUAGCUGGAGCUCAGAGAGAGGACGUUAAGCCCCCCCAAGAAUCGUGUUCUUGGCUUCCAGAGGGGGGGUGGCUGCAGUGUGUACCAACACACACACACACAGGUUUUCUUCGAGCGAUUCUGUUAAAUACUUUACCGCUGCCUAUCCCACUCCCACAACUUGAUUAAAAUCUUCUCACUUCAUGUGCAGCAGUUACCGUUUCAGAGUCUGUGAUGCUCCGCUUCAUACUCGAGGAGGGCUGAUGAGGCGGAUAUCGGAGUAAAAGUUAAGGACUUGUGUCGAAUUGCUGUGGAGAGGGAAAUGAAAGGACAGGAACCACAGAUGCGGUUGGAAGAGGAAGACGUAGAAGAGGUGUAUAGACUGAAACACAGAAGGAGAAAGGAAGAAGGGUUAGCUAAGAGCUUUAGCUGAUGGAAUGACAAGAGAGCUAGGGAUCUCAGACGCUGUGGUGUACGACACGACAAUUUCUUAACUAAUUUGCAUGCUAUCACAACGCUGUUGCUUCUCAUGUGUCAAUUCACGCCAUUUAGUACAAUUGAAUCUGUAUGGACUGCAUUGUGAAACUAGCCGUUUGAAUAUGCUGCGCUCAGAGCUGAUGACGUAGAAUGAGCAAAGAAGAGUAAAUGACUCAAUAUAAAAAGGUACGAAAGACUACUUAUGGUGAGCAGGUCAAACAAACACAGGACUUUCACCCAGGAGAACGCUGUUUGUGUCCUGUGUGAAACCAAAAGUCUUCACUUAUGUUGAAGUGACGUUUGUGACGUGUUUGUGCAGUCAGGGGGACGAAGCUAGCGUUUUCUUUCUUAUAUGUUAAAUACAAAAGAGAAUUUUUUACAAUACGUUCCUACUUUUGUUGUGUUUAGUGAAGCAUAAUCUGCAUUGACAGCUGUUUAAAUCACAGAAAUAUGUGUUUGAUUUUCCAACUAACUUGCCAAACACUGGAAAUCAUGAAGUAGUUUGAAAUAAAAACUGACCUUUUCUCAUGUAGGUAUGAGGACUUGUUGGGAAAUACACACAUACAUGCCACACUUCUAAAAUGUGCCAGUAAUCCUUUGAUGAUAGUCAUCAAAAUAAAAGACAUUACUCUGGAUUCACAGAUGAAUCCUUUAAAUUGAGUCCCAGUGAACAGUAGGAGGAGGGACACGGUGUCAAAGACAUGGAAGGACAGGAAAGGAGGCAUUGAAGAAUCCCAAAGAGGAAAAGCAUGUAGGAUAUUAUGAAAUAUGAUAGAGGCAGCUUGUCGUGCUCCGCGGGCAGAAAGGUACAUUUAGGAAGCGGAGAGGUGGUGGGUGAAGGCAGAGAGGGGGAAUAAAAGAGAGUAAGAGCUUGCACGGGACAGUUCUUUGGAGACAGAUGCAAUGAGAUUUUCCUGAAACAAUAUUCGGAACGCCACUUGGACGAUCAUCCACCUCCCCCGCCUUUUCCCCCCAACGCCCGUCUCAUCUCUCUCUCCUCAUCUGUCACUCUCUCUCACUGCCUCCCUACCAUUUCUCCCCUUCCUGCUACCCCCACCUCCCUCACCCACAAUCCCCCCUCUCCUCCCUCUUUUGCAGCUGAAAUGACACCACGCUCCUGGAGUUUCAUCAGAAUGUGCCUGGCAUCACUGAUGGGACCAGGAACCGCGUGUGUGUUGGUCUUACCAUGUGCUAAUUUAUGAGCAUAUACAAAAAACACAGAUAGCACGUUAGUUAUCCCUUUAGCGUGUGUGAUGUGUAGUCCUAGUUUCCUGCUCUUUACGAGCGUGUGUGGGCGUUUCAGUUGAUGCUUUUGGAUUUACAGAGUGCCAUGGCAUGUAAUACACAGCUCUGCCCAGGGGCCGAUCCGGUCUGCUGCACGGACGCUCAUCAGUGGUUCCAGAUGUUCGUGGUUAGAGGUUGGAAGGAGAUAUAGGUUUUUUAAAACGUUAUGUUUCUACCUAAGAACCUGUGGAGCUAACAUUAACAGAGUACGUUAGCAUUAGCACUUCUAUGCUACGCUAGCCACUGAAGGUAGCUUUUUACUUUUUAAUAAUUGUAAUAGUGAAUGUUAGUUCUACCCGGCUUCACAAGAACAGUGUUGUUCCUUAAUUUCAUUGUCUUAUGUCUGGAUCUCCAGGUGAUGUCGUGAUGAACACUUCAGCUUCUAUGUAGACCCGAAUGUUCUGUCCAUCUCUGAAAUCGCUUUUUCGUUAUUCUAAAAAUUUGAUAAUAUUCAUGCAGUGCUAACAAAGUUUCAAUGAGGUUCGCUUUGAGUUGCAUCGAGAUGACUUUGAUAUAACCUGAAGGUACCUUAAAUCUCUCUGUAAAACUGGGGUCAGACAUUGUCCUAAUGUCAGUUCAAACCCGUUGCAGAAUUACAAUCCGUCAUUUCAGUUUUUAUUGAGAAGACAUUCUGCUUUUAUAUCAACAGAUGAGAAUAAGCAGAGAAGGGAUGUGAAAGUGAGCCUAACAUGUCUUUUCACAACUAUCAAGCAUUGUAUUGCCAAAUGAAAGCCAACUGUCUCAGUCAUCAUUAACAGUGUCAUCAGCCACAGCUAUCACCCUUACACCAUGCGUUCUCACGUUGAGCUCUGCCUCUGACAGCGCGUGAGAUCACAUCGUAUGGAUGUGACAGCUAUACACGAUACGACAAGAGUGUUAAAACGUGUUGGGAAACCAACAGCAGAACGCCGGCUUGCAAAAAAAUGACCUGGCCUGGGGAAAAAUUGAUCGGUAUAAGAUUUACACAUUAUCAUUCUCCCCAGCGCACAGAUGAGACCCAGUGCUCCCAAAGCCAAUUUGCAUCGUGGACGUCUUCAUAACCAGAUGUUAUUUUUCACAAUUACACUCCAUAGUUACAGUAGAUUCCUCUCCAGAAGAAAACGCUUAAAUGCUUCUCAGACUGCGAUCACAUCGCUGUGUUUUGCGAGCCGUUGCGUGACCUCAAUCAUAGAAGCCGAAUCAGUCCCGUUAGCCCACAUCACCAGCUGUUGCCAUGGCGAUGGCCCCAGGUGGCACGCCGGUGGACUCCAAAUCCACCACAUUUUCUCACGCCACCGAGAGAUCAUCAACAUCUCAAUCAGUGGCCGACAAUAGUCUCUCUGAAGUGAUAAUUUGAUAAUUUGCAGAGCGAGCCGAUAAACACGUUUCCCGCCCGUGGUCUUGGGGGAGAGUCGUCUCUCUCUCUGCCAGCUAUUCACAGCUAAUUCUGCCUCUCGAGUGACCAAGACGGACGUCGGCUCUCCCCCGUCGUUCUCCAGCAGUGUCACACUCCAGCCGCCCCCCCCCCCCCCCCCUCAUUUCCUCUUUUGUACUUUUUGGCUUUGCCCUCCAUCUUCAACAGUGGAACAAGGCAAAUCACUGCCAAUGCUUCAAACGUAAGAAAUCUAAUAUUUAAAAUGUAUUUUUAUGCAUGUAAGCAGAUGUUUACUAUGGUAAUUAUCAGAGAUGUGGUUGGUCAAUUAUAACUUCCAGAGAACUGAAGUUGUUUUAAAUGGAGAGCACAACAGGCUUUUUUACACCGUCCUCCCCCUUUAUGUCGUCUUUACAAGCAGGUUUCUUACAACCCCUACAUCCGUUGUUGUGACAAAAGUCAACGUUGACUUGCGAACGUAAUUUAAGUUACGCAACAAACGCAUUAAUUUGAAUUGAAAACCAUCAUCUUUUCCUAAACAUACCCAAGUAUUUUUGUUUCAAUACAUAGCGUUAACCACGUGUUUAAAACCAUGUGUCACUGGUAGUCUCCAAUGAUCAUAUCUGUUGUUUUGGGACUCACAGUUAAUCUACCAAUUCUGUUGUUCAGGUACGAGAUGAACUCAUCUGAGUUUGUUCCUUUGACAAAGUUUAUGAUUAUGGAUGUGACACAUAUCAAACCAAUGAUUGGUUGUAGCUGAUCAGGUCGCCCAUCUCGCCCUUCUUAAAGCUGGACAGAACGUCUUUCUGCAUAAGUUCUUAUUGACCACCUGAGAAGACAAAUCAAGUCUUUAAGCUGGUCGAUGUAGCACUGAUGUCGCAGACCCGGUCACUGAAACAGUCCAAUUAACGAGACGUGAUUAACCCGUCGAUCUAUUUAAACUACUUGGUCUGUUUGUAACAGAUCAGUAUGAACCCCCUACAAACUAUACAUUUUCUGUAGCUCAUCCCACGAGAACCAAACACUAGAGUGAGACUGUAAUUGCCUUCCAAAAAGACAAACAAGCAUUUUCAGAUUUGCUGUCUUCAUAGUUAACGCAUAGCUCCAGUCUCUGAAGUUGAACUCAACCACACUGAUCUCAUCCCUGUAGCUUUAAUAAAGUCACACGGGACUAUACCGAACUACAGCUACAAACGCAGCAAAAAAUCUUAAAACAGCCCAAUAAGUGCCGUCUUUCUGCAGUUAAGUCGAAAAAAGUUAAUGACAGCACUUCUGUCUUUAUCUGUCCAGGAUCAUGAAAAGUAAAUUUGGACUACUCCUACUAGCCAAGCAUGAAAACAUCUCAAAACUAAAUUUUAAUGUUUGAAGAAGUGCUUUAAAUCUAAUGCAACUGGACUAGAGGGGCGAGGGAGGGAAAUAAUGAGCAUGUAGAGACAGAGAGAGAAGUAUAUUCUUAAUCACCCGAAUUACAAUGGUUGUGUGUGUGUGUGUGUGUGUGGACGACGGGGGGCUAUUACAUGCACAUUACAUUAAUGGUGUGCCUGUGUGUUUAAUUGAAUUGCUCUAAUCUUAAUAACUGCAUGUAACAUCAUGCAAACGCCAUUUUCUGUAUGUGGCUGCGCCUGCAGCCGUUUACACUCUCUACACUGUGACUUUGUUGUGACCCCGUACGAGCAGCCCAGUCGCCAGCAAAUAAAUGUUGCUCUUACACGUUUCUGAAAACCACACUUUAUGUUGAACAUCAUUGUUUUUUGCAUUCAGCCAGAGCAGGAGCGGGUGUGAGGGGUCAAACAAAUACGAACUUUCAACCUGGAGUUAGCCAUUCGUGUCCGUGUGACGUCAAAGUUAAACGUUUUAUUUAUUACGUAAUAUUGCUAAGCUGGUUGGGUAACGUUACGUUAAAAAAAGUUUGCUCAGGGUGGUUGUCCUUUAUGGACGAUAGUUCUGCUGUUACGUUAUGUUGACACUUUAUUAUUUGGUCUAUUUUGCUGCCUGAACCGAACCAAUCUUUCCAACGUCUUAUCCACGUGGCAUUGCGCAUUUCUGCAAGCGUGAUAGAAGGCUGAUAUGAAACGUAUUUAUGAAACGUAUCGUCGACAACACAUUUGUGGGUUUGCAGAAAACGACUGAAUGAGUGACGACAGAGUUGCAUAUGAGUGGAAUUAGUGUCGGAGUUUCCCACUGUGGAAUAGCACACACACACACACAUAUGCCAGGUGAGAGACUUUAGGAAUCACAGAGUAGUGGUCUUGCCAUGGGAGACAGAUCAGCUAACUGCAUUUUGUUGUCGUGCAAAAGGAGAAACGCACACACACACACACACACACACACACUGUUGGCAAUGCCUUGUUGGAUGUUUGUCUGCCUUCAUUAGCAUCAGAUUUAGCCGUGUUAACCAUCCGACACAUAGCCAAACAUUUUAGCUCUUUGUUCAUCCGCUGAGGCUGUUUAAGUUCGGGGGGGAAACGUUAAAGCAUUUAACGCUCGAUGGUUAAAUGGACGGAGACGGAAAAAAGCAAAAUACUGAUUUUACUCCUGAGUCCAUUCUUUAACACAAGUAAACAAGUACAAAUUUAACCAUGACAGAUUACAUUUUUAUUGUAAUUAGUUUUUACAUUUUUACUCGGUACUCAUACUGAGGUUGGUUCAUUCAUCCAUCAUUUUUCAUAACAUUUUCGAGAACCACUAACCAGAUGUGCCAUUAAACUUACUGUCGAUAUUCAUGAACCCCAGAUGAUCAAUCCCUUUGUUUGUCUCGACCAUUCUUCAUCAUAACCACUUCUGCCUAAAAAUAGGAAAUAUCACAGUGUAACAAACAGUCAGAUGGACAGAUUGCCAUUAAAUUCCCCGAGCACAUUCGUGCUCCCCAGAGGAUGAACCAUGAAGAAUUUGGACAAUGCAUCCACCCACAGGCCAACAUAUUGCCUGUAAAAAACAAAAUGUCAUAAUGGAAUAACUUACCAUUAAAGUCAUUGAUUACAGUUACAACGUAUAUUAUUUUUCCUCAGGUUAAACUGACUAAACAGGUUUAGUCUGAUGAACAUAACAGCCUCAAGGGAUCAUUAGUGGGAUGUCAUUUUUUAACAAUGUUUCUUCCUGUGAUUCAUAUUUUACUAAAUUUCAUCAACAGAUUAAUUAAUUUGGCAAUGUUUCCAUUUUCUUUACAACCUCAGAUCUCUCUUUUUGAAAUAAUGAAAAAUCAUUAUUUUCCCAUCUCUUACAUUAGCCAUAUACUCAGUUUUAUUUUAAAUAUAAAAAUCAGUUUUUGUAGAAAUGAUCAACCAAGAAAACACUAGUUUUGUGUUUGUAUUAAUGAGCCCCGAGCUAAAGAAUACUGGAGAGACUGUGUCGGGACAUUUGCAUUUUGCACAAACAAACAGAGAGACAACUGCCAGUCUACAUCAUUUGUUUGAUCAGCUUUUUGUAUUUCUAUUUUGCUCUGCCUCACAUUUUAAUGCCACGCUUUUUGUCACUGCCGCUCAACUCUGGACUCAACUCUGACCUGACUACUGUGGAUCACCGUCCAAAUGUGGAAAAAUAUUCAGAAACUACUUUGGAGAGUUACAAUAUGCACCUACAGGCCUUUAGACAUAAAGUGUAGUGUUUGUCCUGCCCAUUCAAUUGAACAGGUCUUGUAUCUGCAUUUAACCAUAUUCUCUCUCUCUCCAUCUCUUCUGUCUGUUGUUAACUGCCGGCCACAACAUCAGCAAAUUCCCCAAAAUAUUCUAAACCUUGUAAGAAAACAAAACAAUCCCACACAAAUGAAAUGAUUGUCCCGUGGACACAGAAAAAAUUAAACAAAAUGUAUAUUAUGAAUCCUUUUUAUCCUCAUUUCAACGUCAAAGUUGUACACUGUUGCCCUGAGAGUUGUUCUUAUCAAAUACAGAAAGUGGACAAACAUUAUAUUCUACUGAUAGUAUUUGUGUUUCCAUGCUUUUUUUAUUUUCUUCUUGUACUUUUUUAACACUCAUACUUCUACACGUGUGCCAGAUGUUAUUAGUUGAGUUUGUAAUGUGAAGCGACAGAUCAGAGGGGAACCAUGACACUGUAAGUGUGACACGCAUGACGAUGGAUGAAAUUCAGACAAUGAGCUGAAAUGUGAAUAUGGUUUGUCUCCACUGUACUGCCUCGACUAACAGACGGCUGGUAUUGUGUAACGUUCACUGACCCGCGUCUGUGGCGGUAGCUAUUUCUAUCCAGCCUGUGCUCAUUUGCGUUGACUGUUGUUCGCUUUACUUUGUGUACUUUGAUCUAUUUCUGGUGUGAUUUUACAGCAGUUUGGUUGCCUGUUAGGGAGGCAGCGUGUAAACUAAACAAAGAAGGCAAACAAACAAGAUAAAUCUGUGAAUUUUGUACAAACUGUAGGAACAAAUGACUGUUUUUCUACUGAGCCUGUUAUCUCUAUAUGUUUCUCUGGUGGAGGGGAGGGUGGGAGGAGAGGGGUGUGUGGAGGUGGGGGUGAGACUUUUCUGUAAGCGGUCGGGGAGUGUGCAAUGACGACUUGUAAUUAUUAAGAGAAUCCAAGGUAUAAAGGUGGAAAAAAAUGUCCCUUAUGACAAAUGAAAUAAAGUGUUAUAUUUGCAUGAUUUCCUGUAUUUUCAUGGAGCAGAUAUUUAUGGUUGUGUAUACUGAGUUGAUGUACAUCACAUUAAUAAGUGUUUAUUAUGAAAAUACUGUCGCUUUCUUCUGUGAAUAUAAAUAUACAGUUUUCAUAGCUCUUUUAUGACGAA